AUGGUUCGAUCCAUUCACCCUGCUGCUGCUGCCAAGCAGCUCUCGCAGCCAUGCCAGCGGUUCUUCUCAACUUCUCGACCCGCUUUGCGCCUAUCGGCAUCGCCCGCCGGCGAACUCGCUGCCCGCCGAAAUGUUACAGCUACAGCCAAAGCAUCUCGCUAUUCCUCCACACACUUGCGACACUAUUCCCUCCGGUCGCCCUUUGUUCAGCAAUAUGCUCGCUUCUCCUCCUCGCCCGCGCGCCCGGCUACGAAAGUUACCCAGAAUCCGAGAACCGGAGAUGACGGCGAGGCGCUCAUGAUCAAUAUCUCUCCGCGCGCUGUGGAGCGCCUUCGAGAAAUCACUGAUCCAUCCUCCUCUCCCUCCGCCAUGAAAGAAGAAAACCCCUACCACCACCUGCGCAUCACCGUUACCAGUGGCGGAUGCCAUGGAUUCCAAUACAUGAUGUCUUUAGAGUCGGCAAGCAAAAUUGAUCUGGAAGAGGACACCAUUUUCGAGGGCGAGGCCGAGGCUUCAGAAGGAUCCACGGGGGUCGCUGGCGAAGCCAAGGUCAUCAUGGACGAGCCCUCGUUGGAGCUGUUAUCCGGCAGUACAGUUGACUACACCACUGAACUUAUUGGAAGUCAGUUCAAGAUUGUCGAUAAUCCCCGCGCAACCAGUAACUGUGGCUGUGGAACGAGCUUUGAUGUGAUGGAUUGA
Penicillium macrosclerotiorum is the source of this 699-nucleotide messenger RNA. Its product is annotated as HesB/IscA family protein. The transcript is spliced from 2 exons. Gene Ontology annotation, molecular function: 4 iron, 4 sulfur cluster binding; iron ion binding; 2 iron, 2 sulfur cluster binding. Lineage: Eukaryota; Fungi; Ascomycota; Eurotiomycetes; Eurotiales; Aspergillaceae. Gene Ontology annotation, biological process: iron-sulfur cluster assembly. The coding region runs from base 1 to 699 and encodes 232 amino acids. The record is from RefSeq and is a predicted model, not a curated record. Gene Ontology annotation, cellular component: mitochondrion.